AUGCGCCUCCCCGUCCCUUGCCCAUGCGCCUCCCAUCUCCCCUCUCCCCAUGCCCCUCCGCGCGCCUAUUCCCCCCCAACCCUCUCUCCCCCCCACACCAGUCUCGAUCUCUUCUUCUGCCCCAGCAACGCCCCCCACUGCCCCCCGUCGCCCCCCUCUUCCCGCUCCCCGCCUCCCCUGCCGCCUGCACCCGCCUCGCCCCCAUCCCAUUCCACCUCCCCCUCCUCUCCGCCCCCCUCCUCCUCCCUUUCCCCCGCAUCCCCCUCCUCCGCCUCCCUCGGUGCUCCCUCCAACCCCCCCUCUUCCACCUACCCAUCCCCCUCUCCGCCCUCCGCCCACCCGUCCCCCGCGCACCACUCCGCCUGCCUCUCCCCCGCGCACCCGUCCAAGUGGCGGAGGCAGCAGCAGCGCAGGAGACACUCCAUCCUGCUUCACCCGCCCACGCCGCACUCCCUCUGCCACUCCCACCUCGUCCACACGCCCCCCCAUCCGUCUGACAACCAAUUGCAUACUGCCACGUCAGACGAGAGCAGGGACAGCAGCAGCACCAGUUCCCCCAGCAGCAGCAGUCUCUUCCUCUAUCCGUCCCCUUCCUCCUCCUCCUCACUCUCCUCCUCCUCCUCCCUCCCUCUCGCUCACAACUUUGACACCGCUGACUCAGCAUGCUCGCCAGCAUGGCGCCAUGCCACGUGUCAAGCGCAGCAGCAUUGCGGGGGCGGCUGGAAGGACGUGCCAGGGGAGGUGCUACUGGCCAUUCUGGACGGCACUGACAACCGCACACUGCUGUGCGCCGCUGCUGUCUGCAGGGGGUGGGCUGCUGCUGUGUUCGGCCUCACUGCCCAGCUGUCGCUCUCCUGGUGUGCCAAGGGCGUCAACUCGCUGGCCUCUCACCUCGUGCCGCACUUUGCACGCCUGCAGGUGCUCGAUCUGCGGCGCUGUCCAUCACUAAGGGAUGCCACGCUGGCAACUGUUGCUGCCAGCUCACCCAUGCUGACGUGUCUGGUCCUCAGUGGCUCCCCCCUCAUCACUGACACGUCACUGCACGCACUCGCCUCCCACUGCCCCUCGCUGCAGGUGUUGGAUCUGAGUGCCUGCAGCGCCAUCUCCCCCGCGGGCCUCACAGCACUGGCGGCGCGCUGCACGCAGCUGGGAGAGCUCUCCCUGUGUGGCUGCCGCCAUGCCGCCACCGACCAAGCUCUCAUUGCGCUAGCGCAGGGGUGCAAAUGGCUAGAGGUGGUGAACCUGGGGUGGUGUGAGGGCGUCACGGACCGAGGGGUCACGGCUGUGGCCAGGGGGUGCCCGGGGCUCAGGGUGGUGGACCUCUGUGGCUGCUACCGCAUCACAGACGCGUCAGUGGUGUCACUAGCGGCGCACUGCCCCUUGCUGCAGGGCCUGGGGCUGCACUGCUGCCGCCAGCUCACCAGCCACGCCAUGCUGGCACUCGCUGACGGGGCGGCUGCCACGUGGCACCGCCAUGCUGGCAAGCACGGAUCCUUGAAACCAACAUCCAUGGGAGCAUGUGAGAGGGCUGCUGCCGCGGCACGGGGCAUGAGGAGGAGCAUCCCCCCUAGGCUGGCCCUGCCAGCCACCCCUCGCAUGGGCGAUGCCACCACGGUGCUCUACUCGCGCCCGCCACGUGGCGCGCACGGAUUGGUCUCGCUCAACAUCAGCGGCUGCCUGGCCAUCACCCCGUCAGCCCUGCAGGCGGUGUGUGACGCGCACCCCCAUCUGCACACCUGCCCUGCCCGCCACUCCCUCAACACCAGCGGCUGCAUCGCCCUGCAGCCUGUGCACUGCCGCUGCCCCCGUGCCUCUGCUGCCUGA
Molecule: messenger RNA, 1824 nt
Organism: Closterium sp. Naga37s-1
Lineage: Eukaryota; Viridiplantae; Streptophyta; Zygnematophyceae; Desmidiales; Closteriaceae
Source: the annotation of a GenBank genome assembly